Molecule: messenger RNA, 378 nt
Organism: Penicillium antarcticum
Lineage: Eukaryota; Fungi; Ascomycota; Eurotiomycetes; Eurotiales; Aspergillaceae
Exons: 1
Coding region: 1-378 (125 amino acids)
Source: RefSeq, a predicted model, not a curated record
AUGACGCACGUGUUGAUGCGUCUACUGAAGCUCAUCUCAAAUGCUCAGACCAGCUUUAAUCGCUCAACUAUUGCUGAUGCCUUCAAUGCUAGUAUCAGUGACUAUCUUGAAUCCAUCAAAAACAACGCAACUACAAAUGGAAUGUCAGAUUCACAAAUUAUCUUGAAAGACGUUGAGAAUGCGAUGGUCUCGUAUAUCGACGACAUGCUCGUUGCCUAUGCAUCUGCCCAGCUGAAGGUGGCCGAAUUUACAACAUCCGUACCGACUCUGGUACAUGUCGUGCGUAUCGGGUCCCGGGGUAAUAUUACCGCAGGUGCCAAUAUUACUGUUCUAAUUAUACUUCUGAUGAUAGCUGAAGCGAUCCAUAUACGAGGGUGA